Messenger RNA from Larimichthys crocea (large yellow croaker), 3439 nucleotides. RefSeq names its product protein phosphatase 1 regulatory subunit 37. Gene Ontology annotation, molecular function: protein binding. The coding region runs from base 217 to 1623 and encodes 468 amino acids. The transcript has 12 exons. The record is from RefSeq and is a predicted model, not a curated record. Lineage: Eukaryota; Metazoa; Chordata; Actinopteri; Sciaenidae.
AGUACUGCUCUUUCCUCUUCCCGUGCUAAGUUUGUCCAUUGUGGGCUACUGUAGGAACAUGCAGUUCAAAACCGUGAGCCACAGCAUCUGUACACAUUAGUGUCAUUCAAGGUGAUAGGCUACGGCGGUUGUCAACAGGUUGACUGUUUGACAUGAACUGACCCUUUGCUUUCAAAUUGCACUUCAAAGCUGCAUGCUAAAGUCCUGAACAGAGGGAUGACCCGCUGCAGUGACAAUGAUGAGCAGAGUGAUGACGGAGCAGAACAAACCAACAAGAACCAGAAGAAGAGAAGUAAAGGAGAGAAGCAUGUGUCGUUCCCCCCUGAUGAACAGAUUGUGUCUGGAUUUGCUGAGCACAGGAGCACUGACAGACAGGUUGACAGCUGCCUCACCUUGACAGAGGUAAUGGUGGCCUACCAGCAGAGCUGCAGCAGACACCAGGUCCAACCCAGAGAGCACGUCCUGCAGCAGCUCCAGCAGGGUGUGUGUGUAGGUGGCAGUGUGAAAUGUCUGGAUCUCAAAGGUGAGCGAUUAGACCACCGCUCCUGUGAAGCUCUGGAAGUCGUCCUGAAAUCGCUGCACUUUGAUUUCAUCAAUCUGCAGGCAGCCCAACUGGAAGAAAAUGGAGCAUCGUCCUUGCUGGAUAUGAUUUUGUACUAUGAAUCUACAACCCAUCUUGACAUUUCCGACAACAGCAGUAUGGGAACAUCGUGUUGGAGGGCCCUCGCUCAUUUGAUAAAGCAGAGUGUGCGUCUAUCCAGGCUGGAUGUGUGUAACAUGCCCGUGGUCGACUACCCGGCCCAGUCGCUAUCUAAAGCUCUGCUGACCAGCCGGCUCACAGUGCUACGCCUUCACAAUGCCCAGCUCAGCGGCGUGCCGCUAUACACACUGGUUGGUGCACUGAAGUCAAACAGGUCCCUGCAAGAGCUCCACCUUACCAACAACCUGCUGAACAGCUACCAGGACGCCCUGCAGCUUGGAGACCUGCUACGCUACAACCGCACUUUACUGACACUGGAGCUGAGCAACAACUCUGUAGCAGAUGCUGGUUUGGAGGAGCUCUGUGAUGGUCUGAGGCUGCAGACGGCUGGUCUGAGAGUCUUACUGCUGAGGAACAACCAGAUUACUGCAACUGGAAUGGUCCAUUUGGCCAAGGCUCUGCCAGUGCUGAAGGUCCUGCAGGUCCUGGACCUGGGCGAGAACCUCCUGGGGAACGAGGGGAUCCAGGCUAUCAGGGAGCCUCUGAUGGUCAACAGCUCAGUACUGCAGCUCGGCCUGGCCCAAGCCGACAUCACCUGUGAAGGUGCUGUGGCGUUGGCAGAGUUUCUUGCAGAGAGUCGUCAGAUUGAGCAGCUGGACCUCCGUCAGAACGAGGUGAAGGUUGGAGGCCUGAUGGCCUUGUGUCUGGCCCUGAGGAUCAACCACUCUCUUGCUAACCUGCAUUUAGACCACAGCGCCCCACAGGAGCAGGAUGAGCUCCUGAUGGAAACUCAGACGAGGUUGCAGUCAGAGAUCAUCCAGCGCUGCCUCGCCAACGCCAGCCGCUCACACCUCGCCACAGAAACCUCUGAGACUCCACCUGCCGAGGCUGACGGACGAGCUGACAGCAUGACUACAGCCUGAGCUCAUACAGAAACACACACACACACACACACACACACACACACACACACACACACACAGCACACAGGAGGGAAAUGGCUAACCUUGUACAGAUCACCUCAGAAACCAGACGAUGCCAUGUCCCAGUGUCCCAAACCCAAACAGCUGACUAGCAGAUAUAUGCGAAUAAUAAUUCUAUCGCAAAUAAUGAUAACCAUAAAACUCCAAAUCCGGGUAAUAAAGGCAGAGUAGAGCUCCCUAAUGAAACGCCGGCCUCCCUGCUGCUUCCUGCCUAAUGUUCCCGCCGAGCCGCUCGCCACUUUCCAUAAAGCAAUUUUGCAAGCCCACUUCAAACGUGAAUCACCUAGAAAUGAAGAGAAGUGCCCUCCCCACCAACCACCCCCACCCUUCUGAACUCCCCCACCAUCAACCCCUUCCCUUUCCUAACACUAGAUAUACACUAGAGCUGUGUGUGUGUGUGUGUGUGUGUGUGUGUGUGUGUGUGUGUCUGUGUUGCAAAUCCCUGUUUGUGUUCCAUCAUCACUUAAUGUUCACAGUGAUGCAUUGCGGAACACUCCUCAGAGAUGUGUGUGUGUGUGUGUGUGUGUGUGUGUGUGUGUGUGUGUAGGGAUGUAGCGUCAUUACUCUGACAUUGGUAGCAGCCGUGGUCUCAGCCAAGUUCCAUCUGCAUUAAUCAGCUGCGAAGCAGAGGCAGGCAGACGUUCAACAGCAAUACAAUGUGAAACAAGUGAGUGGAGUGCAUGGAGCUACAGUAAACAGUGUGUCAGGAGCUGUGGAUGCUCGUAAACUGCUCUGAGAACAGGCCGAGGUGUCUGCAGGUCUGCUCACUGCUGUCCAUCUCGUGAACUGGUAGGCCUUCCUGAACACAGAUGACAUCAGCACCACAUCACGGCUCACAGUCUUCCAUACUCCCUCUUGCUAUUUGAGUGAAGUGCAUUCACACUGUCGGUUAUGUCUGAGUGCAGUGUACUGUGAGUACCCCGGACUGUGAAAAUGGCAGCUGAGGAAGCUUCUGGAGCUGAAGCAGUUGUACAUAUGUUUUAUAUUUUGGCAGUCAAAUAUUGCCGUUAAUGCUCCACCCGGCCAGGAGGUAAAGAAAAAAGCAUCAUUUAUUGAAAUUAGUACUAACUUCUGUCAGUACUACAUAGAAGAGUGCUAACAGAAGUAUGUAUGAGACACAGCUCAUGGCUGAUCUGGUUGGUUGAACUGACUGAGAGAGAUAGAGUGCCCUAUUGAUUUCUAGUGUUGCAGUAGCAAUUGAUCUUACAUUGUCCUAAGACUCAGACCUGUAGCUGUUAUCUCCCUGUAACUUACAAUAACAUUAAAUAUCAUAUUAUAUACUGCACUCGUGUAUUUAUCUAUAUGUACACAUAUAGUAUACAUGUAUGUAUGUACGUUUGAUUUCAAGUGUGUGAAGAUCUUUAAAUAUCAGGAUUUAAAAGUGCAGGUAGACUCUGAACUUUGGCAUUUCCAUGCACAUUACUGGAUCAUUGAAGAGGACAUUGUGAAUGGACUGCACCUAUGUGGCACCUCAAGGUGCUUUUACACUACAUAUCUCAUUCAGGCCUCCAGACAGGCAGACUGGAGGAGCCGUGGUUGACUGAUGAGUAGAGACCUGCUCUCCUUCCUGAGCCUGUACUUCGAGAUGUUUGGCUUUAAAUACUGGAAUUACAGCAACAACAGCUCAGUGAGGAUGGAGCAUUCUGAAAUGUGCUGGAAAAUGUUUAAAGAAUCAAAUGUAUGCUGUAAGUUGUAUUUCCCUGACAUCACCUGUGUUGUAUUGCAUGUAAACAUCUUAAAAAUAAUAAAAUCAGUG